Molecule: messenger RNA, 2056 nt
Organism: Atta colombica
Lineage: Eukaryota; Metazoa; Arthropoda; Insecta; Hymenoptera; Formicidae
Product: PHD finger protein 12
Exons: 5
Coding region: 101-2056 (651 amino acids)
Biological process (GO): negative regulation of transcription by RNA polymerase II
Cellular component (GO): Sin3-type complex; nucleus
Molecular function (GO): protein binding; transcription corepressor activity
Source: RefSeq, a predicted model, not a curated record
AGGUCGAGUGGAGUAGGAGUCGAGUGAAUACUAAUCGUGAGAGAGAAGGAACGAAGGGAUAAUUUAGAUUAUUUUCAACGUUGCAAUCUAUCUUUUCGCAAUGAGUACCGUCGAAUAUGGUUUUCCAAUGAUAGGCGGAUUAAUGCCGCAAAUACAAGCCCUCAUUGCACCACCAAUAUCCGAUGACUCAAAGGCGGCGAAAGCAAAGAAGGAAAAAGAGGAGAAAAAGCAUCCGUACUUCAAGAGACGAGGUCGUGGUCAUAAUCGUGACUUCUGCGACGCUUGUAAAGAUGGUGGAGAGCUCAUAUGCUGUGACAAAUGUCCAGCUUCCUAUCAUUUACAGUGCCACUAUCCAGCAGUAGAUCCGACAGAUAUUCCUAAUGGAGAAUGGUUGUGCUAUGCCUGCCGUUGUGCCUCUAAAAGGGAGGAACUUUUUGAUGAAAAGGGGAAUGAGAAGAAAAAGAGAUCAGCUCUAGAAGUAUUAACAUUGGCGGCUUCUCUGGUAAAUCCAAGAGAGUUCGAAUUACCUAAGGAGUUACAGUUACCUAUAAUGUUUCCUGGAAGCAAUAAAGUGGAUUAUGUAACUGGCAGAAGAGGUAAACCACCAAGCUCAUCAUAUAACAAUGUUGGAAAAAGUCAUUGUUUGGAUAGCAACUUAAUGGUUCCAUUGCCAGCACGUUUAUGUUAUGAAUGUAGACGUAGUUGCAGAAAAGCGCCAUUAAUCGCUUGUGAUUAUUGUCCGUUAUAUUUUCAUCAGGAUUGCUUGGAUCCACCGUUGACUGCCUUUCCUAUCGGCAGAUGGAUGUGUCCAAAUCAUCCGAAUCAUUUCAUAGAUCAGCAUCUGUUGACUUCUUGUAGAGUGACAGAACGCAUAAAGCUCUGGGAUAAGUAUGCCAAUCAACGAAUAGAUCAGCAUGCGGUGAAACUAGACUUUUUACGUAAAGCGCGGGCUGCCAAUCCACUAUUUCGCACAAAGGUGAAAUUGGAAGGUCGUCCAAGAAUAAAAGUUCCUUGCAGCAUCAAAUUCCAUUAUGAGCAUCCGCCGCACUUAGAUCCUGUACAUUCUUAUCAAAAUAGUCUUAUAUGGCCUGUAAACAAUAUUAGUGCCAAGACAUUACCAUGUCUCCAAAUUACAGAUGAAGAAGAGCAACAGAAGACAGAUGUCGAGAAAAUAGAUAGCAAAGAUAAUUGUAUAGAAGAUAAGAAAACUGAAGAAAUUAAUGAAGCAAAAAUGAAAGAGAAAUAUAAUACUACUCCAGAUGAGGGAAGUGAUCAACAAAAAGUAUCAAAUGUGAGUGAAGACACAAAUAAAGCAGAAAGUGAAAUGAUUGAAACUGUGACGGAUAAUUCUAAUGAAUGUAAUGAUCACAAUUUUUAUACGAGUAAUGAUGGUUAUAAUAUUAGAGAAGGUAUUCAGUUGUUAGAAAGACCAGUAUUAGAGGCAUUAGCUCAACAGAGACUCGAGCAAAUAUUAAAUCCAAAUGGAGAAAGUUAUAAAAGAAUAAAUUGUCAUAAAAGAGCAAGAGCUGCAUUAUUUUCUUUAAGCCCUAAGCCUAAUCCACCAGCAUUCAUGACUCAUAAAACCUUCAUUAUUGGCAAUGGUCCGAAUUGUGAUCUAGUUUUGUCAAAUUAUGGAAGCUGUGGAUUCACAUCCCCUAGACACGCAGUUAUAUUUUUCGAUGAAGUGACCAAACAUUAUGAAUUACUUAAUUACAGCGAAUAUGGAACGGUUGUAGAUCACGUGCUGUAUUCUUGCGAUUGCACUCGUGUUUUAGAAGAGCAAAUAAAAGAGGAAAAGACUGAUAAAGUAAUAUGCGUCACUAAGGAGGAAGAAACUUCUGAUAUAAUAAAAACAAUUCUGCACAAGGAAAAAACUUGUUUAGAAGAAAAUGUGCACACGGAUGAAAGAAUAUUAUGCAAGUGUAAUAUAAAACGUGAUUCAAGCGAUCUGGAAGAGGGAUGGGAAGGAAGUGCAAUCAUUGCCCAUGGUUCGACUAUUAGUUUCGGAUGUCUCAUGUUCGUAUUUAACACAUUAGAUAUGUAUGUAGAUAGAUGA